Molecule: messenger RNA, 3438 nt
Organism: Fonsecaea erecta
Lineage: Eukaryota; Fungi; Ascomycota; Eurotiomycetes; Chaetothyriales; Herpotrichiellaceae
Exons: 9
Coding region: 1-3438 (1145 amino acids)
Biological process (GO): translation; carbohydrate metabolic process; fungal-type cell wall organization
Cellular component (GO): fungal-type cell wall; ribosome
Molecular function (GO): hydrolase activity, hydrolyzing O-glycosyl compounds; glycosyltransferase activity; structural constituent of ribosome
Source: RefSeq, a predicted model, not a curated record
AUGGGCUGGGAGGACUAUUACACGCUUCUGGAAGACGUGACUAUUUUCAUCGCGAUUCUGCAAAGGUUGGGAAGUUCUCUGCACAUGCUACACUCGCGCCAAUCGUCUCCUCCGAUCACGACCGACCCAGACUGCACGCAGUAUGACGGAUAUUUCUAUGUCACGCCACGAAACUAUACCUGGCAGUUGCAAUGUGCCAGCACCUACGAUGGCACGAUCAUCGCUCAAACGACGGACGCCACUGACCUGGGCUCCUGCAUCGAAGAGUGUGUCAAUUACAACCAUCAGAAUACUCCCGGUUCCUGCUUGGCAGUCACUUUCAAUGGUGCUUAUGAUACGGCGGACACUGUCUGCACCCAGUUCAGCGAUGUGGCUGCGGUUAACAUUGCAUCUGAAGAAGGAGGUCGGUAUACUCAGCACCCUGCACCUAUCUCGGUCGAGACCGUGGAACGGCGCCCUAGAGGCACAACUGUGACGUUGUUGUCGUUCUGCUUUGCGAAUUUUGAUGGAGAGAUGGAGAAAUCUUUGCAACAAACCAGAGCCAUCGUUCUCUGGAGAGCCAACCCAAGGACCGACUGUGGUUCCAGUCCCUACCUCGAGCACAACAACCCCAGCUGUGGUCACUACAACAAGCACCCUAGUAUUGAUAUCGAAUUCCCCAACCGUGAGCACUUCAUAUGCUGUGCUCACCACUACAACUACUUCUACUGUAUCAGUGACGGGGGCUCCAGACCGGCCACGUCUGUGGCACCUGCGAGCACCACCAGCACAACAGGAGCCUUUACAUUUGACUCAGGCCAGACAACACUGACGAAUGUUGUGCCCUUCACUGAAUACAGGCUCCAGCUCAUCGAAGUCUGUGCGGCAACACCAGCGCCAUGCUCACAAUCCACCAGCUCGUGCCCUCCGAUUCCCGGCUUGGCAACCAGCGAGUAUUUUAUGGAUUUCAGUCAACAGACCACCACUCCUUCAGACUGGAUCCUAGCCGACUAUGCUACUGUUGGCUACGGGUCUCCUAACGGUGCUAACUUUACUUUUGCAAAGCGAUACGACGCCCCGUACAUCUGGACUCGCUUCUAUGUUCUCUUCGGGCGCAUAGAGGUGGUCGUCCAGGCCGCCCCUGGUGCUGGUAUCAUCACAAGUUCAGUCAUGAUGUCGGACGACUUAGAUGAAAUAGACUGGGAGUGGUCGGGAAACAACUUCGCAGGGUCCAGUGGUGCUGUUCAGACCAAUUACUUUGGCAAAGGUCAGGUUGGCAAUUCUGACCGUGGCUCUCAGCCUGCUGUGAACGAUCCUGAACACAACUUCCACACAUACGCCUUAGAUUGGCAACCAGAUAAAUUGAUCUGGUCCAUCGACGGUGUCGCUGUGAGGACAUUGAACAACAACGGCGCAACGACUGGGUCAUACCAAUACCCGCAGACACCGUCCCGGCUACAUCUGGGCCUUUGGUGCUCAGGAGACCCGAGUACUCCUUAUGGUACUGUGUACUGGGGCGGAGGAUACACGAAUUUUAGCGCGGCCCCCUUCUCGGCGUACGUGAAGUCCGUCAAAAUCACGACCAACAACAUGUGUUCAAGCUGGCAAUAUUCCAGUCCAUUCGACGGCACUUAUCAGUCUGUGCAAUGCACGAAUCAAACACUUGCACUUCCUUGUUCUUAUACAGUCGUCGCUGGCGAUGACGGCUCUUCCAUUGCAAAGAACUUGACAGUGAAUUUUGAUACCCUCCAGGCUGCAAACCCAGGGGUCAACUGGGAUCAAUUGUUGGUUGGUCAGGUGCUCAUAGUACCCGGCGGCACUUGUCCAACGUCGACCACAGCAUCAACACCUUCGUCCACGAGUCUUACUUCGACAAUGUCUUCGACCACUGCAUCUUCCUCAAGUCCACCUGAUAAUUCGAGCCUCAGCAUUUUGACGAGUGCGUCGUCAGCUUACACAUCCUCAUCUAGCUCAUCAACAACAUCAUCGUCCACAACGACACCGGUACCCUCAACUUCGACUUCCUUGAGCACAACGACAUCCUCAGCUGGGUCACCGAGCUAUUCAAGCACCGCUCUCUCAGCAAGUGGAGCACCUAGCACAACAACUUCAACCCAGGCCUCCUCGGAUCAAUUCUCGGCUAACACUGCUACGUCGACCUCAGCUUUGACCACCACAACUUCGACGACCAGCACAAGCUUGGCUUCUAUUGUUUCGACCACAACCGGCAUAGGUAGCACUACCACGACAUCGCCAGCUCCUUCCCAAGCAGCAAAUACUUACACGGUGGUUGCAGGCGACUUUGGUUGGGCGAUUGCAAGCUCGCUGGGUUGUUCUUGGGAUGCCUUGAAUGGUGCCAAUCCAGGGGUUGAUUGGGAUAAUCUUCAGGUUGGGCAAACUCUGAAUAUUCCUACUCAGGCUACUGGCUCAUCGACACCGACAACCGCAUCAAGCUCCGUAUCUGCUUCUGGCUCUACUUCCACUGGGUUAAGCGAUACAUCCGAUCCCGAUUCUAACUCUAACUCUGACUCUGAGUGUGACUCUGAUACCACAUGUGGAGGACAGCUCGGCAACCAGCCAAGCAGUCCUCAACCAAAUCCAGCAACCUCGACUCUGCUGACAACUACGUGUAUUUCCUCACGUUCAUCUUGCGCAGCUUCUAGUGCGAUCAUCGCGUCGGCAACGACCUCAGCCACUCCGAGCGACUCCGACUCAGAUCCAGAUUCGCUAGCCGCCUCGUCCUCAGCUUCCACCACCGUCAGCGGCGCAGCGGUUUCGACGAGCAUUGUGUCAACCGCAGGUACAUCUAGUUCGAAUGCAGUGAAUCCAGUCACAACGCCGCCACCUUCAGCGUCCAAGUUGGUCUGCAACCAAGACAAUUGUCUCCGCAAUUUGAUCGAUCCUCGCUACUCAUCCGCUAUGCGUCGCUUCUGUGCAGGCUACACCACCACAGCAUCCAAUACCGCCCCUCUGCCGACGUUUUUGGGCGGAUGCUCAGCGAAUGUCAAGCGGGUGCUUUGGAACGGGGACAGCCACUUCAGGAACUCCGGCAAUGACGGGACCACCGUUGCGUGCUGGGAGCCCUUCUUGGAAGCAGACUCCUUCUUGGAAAUUAAAGCGGUCGCCUUUGCGUUGGAACAGACCAGCACUUAUCCUGCUGCUAAGACCCGCAAAUACGAGUGGAGCGAGAAGGCCAAGAGACGCAAGACCACCGGCACCGGCAGAAUGAGGUCUUUGAAGUUGGUCGCCCGGGUUGGAAAGCACGCCGAUGAAGGACUACAAAAGAGAUGGACCGGCGCUUUCGUGGCUGAGAAACCAGGGCUGGAUGAGCGUUGUCUGAAAUCUAAGAUAAGGACUAACCAGGUUUUCUGUGUACAGGAAGGCGAGCAACGCAUUCCGGACCGGCGCGCCCAAGGGUGCUCGUGGGCCCUCAAAGGCAUGAACGGACCAACAAGAUGA